Solanum pennellii is the source of this 1188-nucleotide messenger RNA. RefSeq names its product E3 ubiquitin-protein ligase RING1-like. Gene Ontology annotation, biological process: protein ubiquitination. Bases 1 to 1188 code for a protein of 395 amino acids. Gene Ontology annotation, cellular component: cytoplasm. Lineage: Eukaryota; Viridiplantae; Streptophyta; Magnoliopsida; Solanales; Solanaceae. Gene Ontology annotation, molecular function: ubiquitin protein ligase activity. The record is from RefSeq and is a predicted model, not a curated record. The transcript has a single exon.
AUGUCGUCGGCGGGGAACACUGGCGGCGGAGAAAUGGCCGGAAGUUCAGCUCUGAAUUACUUCUGCUAUGGAUGUCAGAGCACUGUGAGCUUAACAAAUUCUGAACUCUCAUGCCCUAAUUGCAAUGGUACAUUUGUAGAAGAAUCCCCUUCUCCAGAUCCUGUUACCAGAGCAAAUCCCGACUCAUCGUUUUCCUUCCCCACCGAUUCCGGUAACGGAAGCGACGAUGAAGUUUCUGCACUCUUCGAAAGUGGUUUCGGCCAAUCACCAGUUGAAGUAGACCCUGUUACGUUCAUGAAUAGGGAUGGUGAUGGAACUAUUCAAUUGCUGCUUGAAAACAAUCAUGAGAAUGAGGUACCGAUUAUCUUUGGUGACUUUACUGUGGGGCCGCAUCUCGUGAUGAGUGACUUGAACAUGAAUGGUACGCCACCUGCUGCUAGAUCGGCUGUUUUGGGCCUUCCUGAUGUUAAGGUGAGUGAUGAGUUGUUGAAUUCGGAUUUAUCCCAAUGUGCUGUUUGUAAAGAUGAUUUUAAGCUGGAUGAAAUGGUGAAACAAAUGCCUUGCAAGCAUAUGUACCAUCGCAAUUGUAUUUUGCCUUGGUUAGAAUUGCGUAAUUCGUGCCCUGUAUGUCGAUUUGAGUUGCCUACCGAUGAUUUUGUCUAUGAGAAUAGGAGACGUAGGAAUGCUAACAAUGCUGGUUUGUUGUCUCUGGGUUUAGAAGGUCGAGGAAAUCAGGGGACAUUGCAUAGCAAUGGUGGUUUGCUUUCUCUGGGUUCGGGAGGUGGAGGAAAUCAGGGGACAUUGGAUAGCAAUGGCGGUUUGUUAUCUCUGGGUUCAGGAGGUGGAGGAAACCAGGGGAAUGCUAGAACCGUGGAGAGCAAUGCUGGUUUGUUUUCUGUGGAUGCAGGAAAUCAGGGGAAUGGUGGAACGAUGGAGAGCUAUGCUGCUUUGUUUUCUAUGGGUGCACAAGGUGGAGGAAGUCGGGGGAAUCGUGGAACAGUGGAGAGAAGGGUUAGGAUUUCAGUACCAGGGCUAUUAAGGGGGUUGCAAUCACAUGCUGAGACAAGCAGCAGUACUGGAGGUGGGGGAAGCAACGAUGAAGUGAUGAAUGAUGGUGACGUUAGCAGUAGCGAUGAUACUCAUGGGGAGCCGAAUCCACGUCCUGGAGGACAUGGACAAGCAAACUAG